GCAGUCCCGCCGCGGGGACACCCUUCCUAUGGGACGACAAGUGAAGGGCUGCUGCUGCCGCCGCCCGCUGCCCGGCCCGCCCCGAGCCUCGGCGCCUCGGCGCGGCAGCGGCAGCUGCUAAAACCUGUGCCGCUCGCACAACUUCGCCGGCUUCGAGCAUCCUCCCGCCGGGGGCUCGGGGGGCUCGGUCCCCCGCUCCUGCCUCUUCGCGUCCGCCUUUUUGGAAGAAGCGAGGGGUGGCCGAGGUGCUGUUCCUCCGUCGGCUUUUUAACCGCUACUGUUAUUAUUCUCCUCCAGACUUUCCCCUUCUGGGGGAGGGAGGUGGUUUCCUGAUCUGAAGUGCAAAGAAAAGUCAGUGGGAUUCCCCUCCUUCCUUCUCCCCCCACCCACCCCCCCCCAUCCCCGGUUUGGGUGCAUUCACACGCUCCCUCAGGCAUGAUGCUCAAGAUGCUGCCGUUUAAGCUGCUGCUGGUGGCCGUGGUUCUGUGCUUCUUCGAGGGGGAUGCCAAGUUUGGGGAGAGCGGCGCCCGGAGGAGAAGGUGCCUCAACGGGACCCCGCCGCGGCGGCUGAAGAAGCGGGACCGGCGGGUGCUGUCCCCGGAGGCCCCGGGCGGCGGGGAGGCGAUGUGCCGCGGCCUCUACCCACGCCUGUCCUGCUGCUCCCGCUCCGAGCCGCAGGGGCUGCCGCACGCCGAGGCGAAGAUACUUUCUGUUACCAACAACACAGAAUGUGCGAAGCUACUGGAGGAAAUCAAAUGUGCACACUGCUCACCUCACGCUCAGAACCUAUUCCACUCACCUGAGAAAGGGGAAACAGCUGAAAGAGAACUAACUCUUCCCUACCUGUGCAGAGACUAUUGUAAAGAAUUCUAUUAUACUUGCAGAGGUCACAUACCAGGUUUUCUCCAAACUACAGCUGAUGAGUUUUGCUAUUACUAUGCAAGAAAAGAUGGUGGCGUGUGCUUUCCAGAUUUUCCAAGAAAACAAGUGCGAGGGCCAGCCUCUAACUCCCUGGACCACAUGGAAGAAUAUGACAAAGAGGAAGAGAUCAACAGAAAACACAAGCACAACUGCUUCUGUAUUCAGGAGGUUGUGAGUGGACUAAGGCAGCCUGUUGGAGCAGUACAUUGUGGGGAUGGAUCCCAUCGCCUCUUCAUUCUUGAGAAAGAAGGAUAUGUGAAGAUUUUCACUCCCGAAGGAGACAUACUCAAGGAACCUUUUUUGGAUAUACACAAGCUUGUUCAAAGUGGAAUAAAGGGAGGAGAUGAAAGAGGACUGUUAAGCCUUGCAUUCCAUCCCAAUUACAAGAAAAAUGGAAAGCUGUAUGUGUCUUAUACCACCAACCAAGAACGGUGGGCUAUUGGACCUCAUGACCACAUCCUUAGGGUCGUAGAAUACACAGUAUCCAGGAAAAAUCCACACCAAGUUGAUAUGAGGACAGCAAGAGUGUUUUUAGAAGUAGCAGAACUACAUCGAAAACAUCUAGGAGGACAGCUUCUGUUUGGCCCAGAUGGUUUCCUAUACAUUUUUCUUGGAGAUGGCAUGAUCACUCUAGAUGACAUGGAAGAGAUGGAUGGUUUAAGUGAUUUUACAGGCUCUGUCUUGCGCCUCGACGUAAAUACUGACCUGUGCAACGUCCCUUAUUCCAUACCACGGAGCAACCCACAUUUCAAUAGCACAAACCAACCUCCUGAGAUUUUUGCACAUGGACUCCACAAUCCAGGCCGGUGUGCUGUGGACCGCCAUCCAACUGAUGUAAACAUCAAUUUAACUAUACUUUGCUCAGAUUCAAAUGGAAAGAACAGAUCUUCAGCAAGAAUCUUACAAAUAAUAAAGGGCAAAGACUAUGAAAGUGAGCCUUCACUUUUAGAAUUCAAACCGUUCAGCAGUGGAUCCCUGGUUGGUGGAUUUGUCUAUCGAGGCUGCCAGUCGGAAAGACUCUACGGAAGUUACGUGUUUGGAGACCGCAAUGGAAAUUUUUUAACACUGCAACAGAGUCCUGCAACCAAACAGUGGCAAGAGAAACCCCUCUGUCUUGGCAACACUGGCUCGUGUAGAGGUUUCUUUUCAGGCCCUGUCUUGGGAUUUGGUGAAGAUGAAUUAGGUGAGAUUUACAUAUUAUCAAGCAGUAAAAGUAUGACACAGCCUCACAGCGGAAAACUCUACAAGAUUGUUGACCCAAAGAGGCCUUUAGUCCCUGAAGAAUGCAAAAGAAUGGCUCAGCCUGCACAGAUACUGACGUCUGAAUGCUCAAGGCAUUGUCGGAAUGGGCACUGCACUCCCACAGGAAAAUGCUGCUGUAAUCAAGGCUGGGAAGGAGAUUUCUGCAGAACUGCAAAAUGUGACCCUGCCUGUCGACAUGGAGGUGUCUGUGUAAGGCCUAAUAAAUGCUUAUGUAAAAAAGGCUAUCUCGGCCCCCAGUGUGAACAAGUGGAUAGAAGCAUCCGAAGAGUGACAAGGGCAGGUAUUCUUGAUCAGAUCCUAGACAUGACAUCCUAUUUGCUGGAUCUAACCAGCUAUAUUGUAUAGUUCCUGGGACUGUUUGGAAACUACACUCUCAACGGGCAUUUGUUUUGAAUCCUGUCAUUUUUAAAAGACUCUUAUCCUGCAGCAAAUACCGGUGAUUUGAGUUACUUUAUUAAUUUAAGUAUAAUAUCCACAAAUGUGCAGAAAAAUUCCUCGUAUGUGUGUAAAUAUUCCUGUACGUCUCCACAGACGUCCCGAUACCCAAUAUGUGCACACAUACCCCAUGCACACGCGCUACCACAAAUACGGUUGUGCAGAGAGUGGAAUCUUUUUUAAUAUUUAUUUCUUCAUGAGAAAUAGUUUACAAAGCAAUUCCACUGUAAAACACAUUUUCGUCACAGGACUUCCCUGAUGUCUUAAUGGAUUCUUUGAUAUCCCAGCAAUCUCGUGUCUGUACUUAUCUGAUUAGAGCGGUGAGGAAGCAGUUUUCAAACAUCGCCGUAUAAACUGCUGGACUUAAUAAAAUCCAGUUGUAACAGUUUCUAAGGUGAACUGAACUACAUCAUGAGACAAUAUUUCAGAACUGCUUAAUGCAUUCCUAUCUAGGCAAUUCAUUGUAAGACUGUAACCUUCACUUUCAUCAAUGUAACUCUAUUACAGAAUGUUACGCAUUUCUUUAUCUAGCAUAGAUGCAAAAAUCUGGUUAUCGCAGCUUAAUAUCAAGAUUGUUUCAAGUGUUUAAUAAUUAAAUUAUAUUCGCAUAUUUCAAAACCAGUCAUCCUAGAAGGUCUGCUUUUUAUCAUAUAUUUUAUUUAACGGUGGGCACUGGGUUCAUGUUACAUAUUUAUAUUAUUUUAUUUUAUUUUUAUAAUAUAGACAUCACCUAGAUGAGACAGCUUUACCAUGUCCUGUAAAAUACUAAAGUUACAUUUUUCACCAACUUAAUUGGAAAGACGGGGAAAGAGAGAGCAAACACACACACUUUAAUGUGUUGUGGAUCUAAUCUAGAAAUGUAUCCUUGUGUCAACUUGUGUUCAUUUACGACGGAUGAGAAAAAAAACCAACCGCCAACCAAUCACAAUAAAAUUUCAGCAUGUGUUAAAAGUGUCCAUAAAGUGGUUUUCACUGUAACAGGACAGUGUAAGAGGUUAUGCAAGCAGGCUGCUGCCAGUGUCACACUGAACAGAACGUCCCUGGCCGGGAGCUCACACGAGCACGUGCUGCCUGUGCACGGCGGCACUUGUACAAAUCGUAGAGUGAUUCUUGCCAAAUGUGGUUCUAAAUGUAAAUGUUCCUUCAAGAGCUAACACAAAACUGAGUCUUUGUAAAUGUAUCAAUAAAUAUGGUGUACAUGCUAUA
Messenger RNA from Pipra filicauda (Wire-tailed manakin), 3825 nucleotides. RefSeq names its product hedgehog interacting protein (gene HHIP). The coding region runs from base 436 to 2529 and encodes 697 amino acids. NCBI's taxonomy places the organism in Eukaryota, Metazoa, Chordata, Aves, Passeriformes, Pipridae. The record is from RefSeq and is a predicted model, not a curated record. The transcript has 13 exons.